AUGUCCUCAUCACCAAACGAGUCAAAGGCUCUGUGUGACUACCUCGGAAUAGAGGAAGAGGUGGACUAUGGUAGCGAUACCAGUGUCCGCGGUGACACAGGGACAACGUCCGGCUCACUGAUGCCUGAGGCACAACUUUCGAACACCCCAAAUCCGUUCGCUGAACGUGGAGGUGCGAGCGCGCCGCCAGCGCAGCAUGCAGCAUCUGGUUCUGAUGAGACUAUCAUCACGAACCCGCUCGAUGAGCAACAAAAACUGCUUGUUCAAAGAGAAGAAAACGCUCAGCGUUAUGCACAGAUGACUGCAACCCUUGAACGCCAGCGUGAUUAUGUUUUCACCCCACCCAGUGUGGAGGAACGUCUGCGUCAAGCGGCCGGCCAAACAUUGGCAACGUGGGUCAUUGGCCAUGGGCCUAAGACUCCUGAGGAGGUGGUGAGCUACCAGGCACUUCGUGAGAUGUACCUGGAGCCGCACCUAACGACUCAAAGUCAAUACAAGGCACGCCUUGACAUGCAAGCACGUGGUGCACCAGUUCCACCGAUAAAGGGUAUACCCAUUCUCCUGCUCGCAGGCGAAACAGCGAGUGAAGAAGACGAUGCCUUUGUUCACUGGGUGCACUAUGUGCGUCGCCUCAGCAACAUUUUUGCUCUUAGGGCUAGUGCCCAUGCGGCGGAUGUGCGUCUCGAACGCAAGCUUCGGUAUGAUUAUGCCAAGCUUAAGGCCAGAGGCCAAUUGCGCAAGCGCACGCGCUAUGCUUCGGCUACUAAGGUAGCCGCGAGUGCUGGUCAGUCUGUGACCAACAACCCGCCAACCCGCACCACUAGUGGUGUUGAACGGCCUCGGCCUCGAGAUGACCAUCGCCACGAUGCUCAAAGCCUCCAAAGCAUAUGGGCAGUCUUGCCGAAGGGGUACCUCAAAUUCCCAUGA
Peronospora matthiolae is the source of this 927-nucleotide messenger RNA. The record is from the annotation of a GenBank genome assembly. Lineage: Eukaryota; Oomycota; Peronosporomycetes; Peronosporales; Peronosporaceae.